This is a messenger RNA of Malania oleifera, 456 nucleotides long. RefSeq lists its product as uncharacterized. The transcript has a single exon. The record is from RefSeq and is a predicted model, not a curated record. Lineage: Eukaryota; Viridiplantae; Streptophyta; Magnoliopsida; Santalales; Ximeniaceae. The coding region runs from base 1 to 456 and encodes 151 amino acids.
AUGUGUCGAGCUUUUGCAACCACCCUUAAGGGUACUGCUAGAGAUUGGUACCGCACACUACGACCCGAAUCCAUCGGUUCCUUCUCAGACAUGGAACAACUCUUCACCAGCCACUUCCUUAGCAGCAGGAGGGUUGCUAAAACAACUGGCCAUCUCAUGAGUAUGGCGCAAGGAGAGCAUGAGACUCUAAAAGAUUUUAUGCAUCGCUUCAACACGGCAACUCUAGAGAUUCGCAACUUAGACAUGGGAGUUGCACUAGCAGCCCUGACAACGGCUCUCCAGCCUGGAAGCUUCUUAUACUCACUGGGGAAAAAGUCACCGGUAGACAUGGAUACGAGAGGAAGUCGCCUCAAGCGGAAAAGGAAAAACAGUAGCAGGGAAAGAGGAGAUCCCCAUAGAUCCGCAAAAAGACACGAGACUAGUGUGCUACACGUGGGUCAAAGGAUGAAAGGAUAG